Messenger RNA from Knipowitschia caucasica, 465 nucleotides. The record is from the annotation of a GenBank genome assembly. Lineage: Eukaryota; Metazoa; Chordata; Actinopteri; Gobiiformes; Gobiidae.
AUGCGGCACACACUGUCAGACAUCCAUGUGACCAAAGCUGCUCCCUGCACAUGUGCACCGGCUUGUCUAGACACCACCACAGAGCAUGGAAAAGAGGACACCAAGGUACAGCGUGGACUCACCCCGUUUCUGGAGCCAUCCCUCUCUUACGAUGGUGACAUCGCUCAUGGUUCCUUCACGCCGAGUGUGAUGCCGCUACACGCCUGCUCCACAGAGAGAGAGGGGGAGGAGGGGGGCGGCUCUCCCAGCCUCCGUGUCACUCUCCCUCCCUUCUUCCUUUCCCUCUUGUUCGGUGGCUCACGCAGUCUCUCCCUCCGCGCGUGCACACCAACAGACUCGGUGUGUGCGUUCGAUGCGUGUCUGCUGCUUCCUGUUGUGGCUUAUCUCGUUGCCUCCCUCUUUCUUGGUCUCCCCCUCCCCUGCCACCUCCUCCUCUGUCCCUCUCCAGACCUUCCUCCUCAGUAG